AUGACCACCCCACAGCCCAAGCUCACGCUCUACACCUACUUCCGCAGCAGCGCCGCGACGCGCGUGCGCACCGUGCUGGCACUGCACGGCGUGCCGCACGAGCAAGUCUUCAUCCACCUGCUCAAGGGCGAGCAACGCACGCCAGCGUACCUGCAACACAACCCGAGCGCCGCGGUGCCCGCGCUGCAUGUCACCGACGGCAGCGGAGGAUGGGACCUGACGCAAUCCGCCGCGAUCAUGGAGUACGUCGACGAGGUGUUCGGCGCGGCGUCUCCACGCGGAAGCCUCAUGCCGAAGGACGCCCGCGGGCGCGCGCUCGUCCGCAGCAUAGUCGAUAUCCUCGUGUGCGACAUGCAGCCGCUUGCCAACCUCAAGGUGUUGACGAGGGUCAAGGCGCUCGCGGGCGACGAGGCGGCGAUGCCGUGGGCCAAGGAGUGGUGCGAGGCGGGGAUGAAGGCCCUCGAGGCGAUUCUGAGCAAGACGGCAGGGACGUACGCGUACGGCGACAGCUUGACGCUUGCCGACGUCGCGCUCGCGCCGCAGAUGAACUCGUGUAUCCGCUUCGGCGUCCGCUUGGAAGACUACCCCGUCGCACAUGGCGUGUUCACUCGCGUCUCUGCACUGCCGGAGUUUGUGAGCGCCGACUGGCGACACCAGCCCGACACGCCAGACGAGUUCAAGGCGUAG
Molecule: messenger RNA, 687 nt
Organism: Vanrija pseudolonga
Lineage: Eukaryota; Fungi; Basidiomycota; Tremellomycetes; Trichosporonales; Trichosporonaceae
Product: Maleylacetoacetate isomerase
Exons: 3
Coding region: 1-687 (228 amino acids)
Biological process (GO): L-phenylalanine catabolic process; glutathione metabolic process
Cellular component (GO): cytoplasm; mitochondrion
Molecular function (GO): maleylacetoacetate isomerase activity; glutathione transferase activity
Source: RefSeq, a predicted model, not a curated record